AUCGAGGAGGAGCUGGGCACGACCAUUUAUCCCGGUACGGAGAUUAUGGCUGAUGUAGGCACACACCAUUUUGUGAAGUCCUCAGCCAAGUCCGACCGGGUGCUGGUGCCCCAGCCAUCGCAAGACCCCCAUGAUCCUCUGAAUUGGAACCGUUUCUGGAAGUUGAGCGCCAUGGCUAUAUCGACUGCGACUUCAUUCAGUCAAGGUCUAGGACCUCUCGCACUUGCACCUAUGUUUCCUCAAUUGAUGGAGUCGUUCAAUUCGGAUCUUGCUGGCGUGGUGCAAUUCACGGGAGUGUGUAUCCUGGUGCUGGGAUUUAGCAAUUUCUUCUGGAUCCCCAUCCAAUCAUCCUAUGGCCGCCGACCCGUCUUGAUCUUCUCGACCCUGAUCUGCCUUGUCAGCAACAUCUGGCGCGCGCUGGCAACUUCAUAUGGUAGUUAUAUGGGUGCAUGCGUUCUCAAUGGAUUUGGCGCUGGUCCUGCGGAGACUUCCCAGCCUGAGAUCAUCGCAGACAUCAUGUUCCUUCACGAGCGAGGUGCCUAUAACACACUAUAUUUCACUGUGUACUUUGGAUCUCUGAUGGUUGGUCCAAUCAUUGCUGGGCCCAUGGCAGAGCAUAUCGGCUGGCGCAGCUUCUUCUGGCUGAACGUUGGUGUCCUUGGAGUUGUGCUGCUCUUCCAGAUCUUCCUCUUCCCCGAGACGAAAUGGCACCGAGUUCACCCUGGCGAUGUCACUCAGGAAGGCUCAACACCGGUCAUUGAUGAUUCGGAGAACGAAAAGCCGGUAGAGGUCACCCAGAAAGAGAAUGUGAACGUGGAAGAUGCCUCCGCGCGAGAUCCGUAUCUCCACAAAGGCCAUCCAUCCAAGAAGCAGUUCAUGCUCUGGCAGCUAGACGGACACAACAUCAAGACCGUCCUGCUUAGCUUCUGGUACCCCUGGAAGCUCUUGACCUUCCCCAUCGUCGAGUUCGCGGCCUUUAUUGUGUCCUGGUCGGCCAGUUGUUUCCUGACGCUGAACCUCACGCAAAGCCAGGCCUUUGCUGAACCUCCAUACAACUUCAACAGUCAAACGAUCGGUUUCUUCAACUUUGCCAUUCUGAUCGGUGCCUUCAUCGGAUUGGCCACCAACGGACCCUUCUCAGAUUGGAUCUCCAUGAGGGCCACUCGCAAGAAUCGAGGUAUUCGCGAACCGGAAAUGCGAUUGCCUGCUAUCGCGAUUUACAUGGUCAUCAUGAUCAUCGGAAACUUUGUGGUCGCAUUUGGGUAUGAGUAUAAAUGGGAUUGGAAGAUCAUUGUGAUCAUCGGGUAUACCGCGGCUGGAAUCCAAGUUGCUGCCUUGCCAGCCAUUGCCAGCACCUACGCCGUGGACAGCUACAAGCCCGUCGCAGGCUCGAUUUUCGUUUCCAUCACGGUCAACAAGAACUUGUGGGGGUACGGCUUCAGCAAGUUCAUCACCCCGUGGAUUGAGCAGAGCGGGUAUAUCAAGCCAAUCAUGUUGAACAUGAGCCUGACUGCCCUGUGGUGUCUCUGUGCGAUUCCAUUCUACAUUUAUGGAAAGAGGUUCAGAGGGUGGACGGCCAAAUCCUCGGUACAUAAGUUGUAA
Molecule: messenger RNA, 1602 nt
Organism: Penicillium daleae
Lineage: Eukaryota; Fungi; Ascomycota; Eurotiomycetes; Eurotiales; Aspergillaceae
Product: putative MFS transporter
Exons: 4
Biological process (GO): transmembrane transport
Molecular function (GO): transmembrane transporter activity
Source: RefSeq, a predicted model, not a curated record